Molecule: messenger RNA, 1492 nt
Organism: Haplochromis burtoni (Burton's mouthbrooder)
Lineage: Eukaryota; Metazoa; Chordata; Actinopteri; Cichliformes; Cichlidae
Product: WAS/WASL-interacting protein family member 2
Molecular function (GO): actin binding
Source: RefSeq, a predicted model, not a curated record
UAAACUUGUAAUUGUGUAAUAAGAAUGGCAGAAUGCCGUUAUUUUAGUGAGCAUGCGCAGGUGCAGCAGCAGGUCACGUGUUCUUGUAGAGAAAAAUAAAGAAAUCUCUGCAGAGCUGAGGCUAACGGCGGAGUUACGGUCCUCACGGCGGAGAUUCCGGGAGUGAGAAAGCAGCCAGCGAACCGAGAGAAGCAUGAGCUAGGCCACAGAGACGCGGUGACGCUCACAGGUGAUCAGGUGUGUGUUGUAUCAGCUGCAGGAUGCCCAUCCCUCCUCCACCUCCUCCUCCACCUGGGGGACCCCCGCCUCCCCCCACCUUCAGCCAGGCCAAUACCAGCCCCCCGAAGCUGAGCAAGGAGGAGGCCAAAGGUCGUGGCGCGCUGCUUUCGGACAUCUGCAAAGGCGCCAAGCUGAAGAAGGUGGCGGUGGUAAACGACCGCAGCGCCCCGCUGCUCGACAGUAAGACUCAGACACCAAAGAGCCAAACAACCCCCACAGAGCACCCAUACAUUCGCUUAUACCAGUACCUACACCAGCAGCAGAGCCUGCCCAAACAGCAGGGGGCGCCGUCUGAGGAGCAGAAGAAGACGGUCGGAGAUAAGAGCCCCACGCUGUCGCUGGAGAAGCCGAAAGGAGGUGGAGCAGCUGCUGCAGGAGCCAAUGGGAGCGGAGCAGGCAGUCCAUCUGGUUGUGCUGCACCAAUCGGAGGCCUGUUCACAGGCGGAGUUCCCAAACUAAGGCCAGUCGGAGAUGGCGCCGUCGGUCGCUCUCCCUCCACUCGGGCUGCUGCGCCCCGCCCUCCCAGCCAUCGCCAUGAUGAUGCAGAGAGCCCCUCCCCUCAGGCAUCAUCACCCAUGGAGACAUCUCGCAUGCCGCGUCCUUCCCUCCCCAACCUGUCUUCAUCCCCUUCUCCCUCUUCCCCCUCCUCUACAGCCUCAUCCCCCUCCACCGGCAUGAAACACUCUUCCUCUGCCCCUCCUCCACCCCCUCCCUUAUGUCGCAGAGGUAACGCCCCCUCCCCUCCCACCUCCGCUUACAACAGAGAGAAGCCCCUUCCCCCCACCCCCAACAACACCCCUCCACUGCCCUCCAAACCCCCACCAUCUCCUAGCAACAGCAGGCGCCCUCCUACCUCGGGAGGAAACCCCGUGUCCUCCUCCUCUCUGGCCCCGCCCCCUCCACCAUACCGCAUCACUAACGGCCCAGCUGGUGGCGGUGGAGAGGCAGCACCCGAGCUGCCACAGCGCCACAACUCACUCAGCAACAAGAGGCCCGCCCCCUCACCAGGGGGCCACACCCCUUCCAGAGGCCCUGCCCCUCCACCUCCUCCAGCGUCACCUACACCCUCCCAGCAGGGUGCCAACAGGCCACCGCCCCCUGUUAGAGAGCCGCCAGGUAGAGGAGCAGCUCCUCCGGUUCCGGUCCAGACGUCCUUGAGGGCUGGUGGCAGAGAAGCCCCGCCUCCCCCUCCUUACAGGACACAUGGUAGCCC